AUGGCAACUACCAGUUUUCCAUCUGUUUUGUUUUACUUUUGCAUGUUCCUCUUGUGCCAUGGAUCUAUGGCUCAGCUAUUCGGACAGAGCUUUACUUUGUGGCAAAGCUCUAGACAAGGAGGUUCGAGAGGGUGCAAAUUUGAUAAGCUGCAAGCAUUUGAACCACUACAGAAAGUGCGGUCGGAAGCUAGUGUCACCGAGUAUUUUGAUGAGCAUAAUGAACAGUUUCGUUGUACUGGUGUAUCCGUCAUCCGUCGUGUUAUUGAGCCUCGAGGCCUCUUGCUGCCUCAAUACCACAAUGCUCAUGCCUUGGUGUACAUCCUUCAAGGUAAGGGCGUUAUAGGGUUGAAUUUCCCUGGAUGCCCAGCGACCUUCCAACAAGAGUUUCAACCGUUUGGUCAAGGGCAGUUUUCCCAGGAUCAAACUCGAAGCCAGAAGUUUACGGAUGAGCACCAGAGAGUUCAUAGCUUCAAACAAGGAGAUGUUGUUGCUCUGCCCGCUGGUAUUGUACAUUGGAGCUACAAUGAUGGUGAUGCACCUAUUGUAGCUGUUUAUGUCUUUGACGUAAACAACAAUGCUAAUCAACUUGAACCUAUACAAAAGGAAUUCUUGUUGGCUGGGAACAAUAAUAGAGGGCAACAGUCCGAACAAAACAUAUUCAAUGGAUUCAGCAUUCAAAUUCUUAGUGAAGCCCUCGGUAUCAGUCAACAAGCAGCACAAAGGAUUCAGAAUCAAAAUGAUCAAAGAGGUGAGAUAAUUCGUGUGCGUCAAGGCCUUCAAUUCUUGAAGCCCAUUGUGUCCCAACAAGGCAAAAGUUUCAAUGGUCUUGAGGAGAAUGUUUGCUCAUUAAAGGCAACGCUAAACGUCGAAAGCCCCCAAAGUGCCGACACGUAUAACCCACGUGCUGGCAGGAUAACACGUGUCAACGGCAAUAAUUUCCCCAUCCUUAACAUUGUGCAAAUGAGUGCUACAAGAGUAAAUCUAUAUCAGAAUGCUAUUCUUUCACCAUUCUGGAACAUUAAUGCACACAGCGUCGUGUACAUGAUCCAAGGACAUGCUCGGGUUCAGGUCGUCAAUAACCAUGGUCAGACUGUAUUCAAUGACCGCCUUCGCCAAGGGCAGCUGCUAAUCAUACCACAACACUUUGUUGUCCUCAAAAAGGCAGAGCGUGAAGGAUGCCAAUAUAUAUCAUUCAACACCAACGCGAACUCGAUGGUUAGUCACGUCGCGGGAAAGAACUCCAUCUUGAGCGCCUUGCCUGUUGAUGUGCUUGCGAAUGCAUACCGUAUUUCCAGGCAGGAUGCCCGAAACCUCAAAAACAAUAGGGGAGAAGAGUUGGGUGCAUUCACUCCUAAAGGGGCCAGCUCCCAGGCUUCCGGAGAGGAGGAUGAGGUGUCGGGUCGUCGUCUCGUCGAUAAGUAA
Molecule: messenger RNA, 1422 nt
Organism: Lolium rigidum
Lineage: Eukaryota; Viridiplantae; Streptophyta; Magnoliopsida; Poales; Poaceae
Product: 12S seed storage globulin 1-like
Exons: 5
Coding region: 1-1422 (473 amino acids)
Molecular function (GO): nutrient reservoir activity
Source: RefSeq, a predicted model, not a curated record